GUGCAAUAGAGGAGGUAAAACAUGGUGACGACAUGCACCAGCAUGCCUGCCAGAUAGAUUCCUUGUGCAAUUUCAAUGCUGUAUAGCGACAAGAAAAAUGGCGCCCAUCAAGGUCGGUAUAGUUGGCUACGGCUUCAGCACAAAGUGCUUUCACCUCCCGUACAUCCUGCCCAACCCUGAUCUCCAAGUUUACGCCUUUCUUCAGCGAGCCGAGGCGCCGCCCAAGGGCUCAGGGGCUGAGGCACAGGACGCGCACGGCAAGAUGACCAUCCGAGGCGGGCACUGCACCGUCGAGUUUCCUGACGCCAAGCACUACAGAACCGCCAACGAGUUCUUUGGCGACCAAGCAAUCGAGCUUGUGGUGAUUUGCACGCCGAAUCAUGAAGAGUUCGUCAAAGGUGCUCUAGACUCUGGGAAGCACGUUGUCGUCGAGAAGCCCUUUGUCACUACUAGCGAGGGUGCAGACAGACUGAUCGAGCUGGCCAGGGAGAAGAAACGGGUCCUGACCGUCUUUCACAACCGCAGGUUCGACAGCGACUUUCUUACCUUGAAGUACCUCUUGUCCGAGGGCGCUCUUGGUGAUGUUCGAGAUGCGCAGAUUCACUUUGACUUUCCUGAUCCCAGCUGGAUCGGGGGCUGGACCCAAAAGGAGUACGUGCCUGGGGAGGGAAUGGCUUUUGGACUAGGAUCGCACACAAUCGAUCAAGCUCUCGCCUUGUUCGGCACUCCCUCCUUCGUUACCGGUUUCUUCGCCUCAAACAGGGGCGUCGACAGUGACGUGGACGACACUUUCACUAUUGUUAUGCAGUACUCAGGAAACAGUACCAGCAAAAACCUACUCGUGACGGUCAAGACUACCAUAAUCACGCCCAUGCGGGACCAGCUCAAGUUCUUUGUCAGGGGCACCAAGGGCACCUAUCUCAAAUUUGGCUACUGUCCACAAGAAGCCCGCGCCAUAGCGAAUCCAGGAAGGCCAGCCCCCGACGACCACGGCGUUGAGGACGAGCGAGCGUGGGGUGAUUUAAUCACCAAGGUCCAGUUCGACGCUGCAUCACAAAGCUUCGACGAGAGCACUGAGUUGUGGACUGGCAAAUACCCCAGCUUGCCGGGCUACUGCCGUGGAUACUAUGAGAAUGUGGUCCAUGCCAUUCGCGGCAGUGCAGAUGUCGAGGUGAGGCCCGAGACGGCGCGAGAUGGGCUGAGAGUCAUCGAGUUGGCGAGGAACUCGCAUGAGAAAGGAGUCAAGGUACCAUGGUCUUGAAGCUGGCACCACUUCCUUUGACGGUCUACCAUUGUGGCCUUUUUUUUUAAAAAAAAAAAAAAAAAAAAAAAAAAAAGAAAACGACCAAGAAAAACCAACUCACCGUGCGUAUCUAUGUUCUGAUAUUCUCUCG
Molecule: messenger RNA, 1394 nt
Organism: Pyricularia oryzae 70-15
Lineage: Eukaryota; Fungi; Ascomycota; Sordariomycetes; Magnaporthales; Pyriculariaceae
Product: oxidoreductase
Exons: 4
Coding region: 98-1261 (387 amino acids)
Molecular function (GO): nucleotide binding
Source: RefSeq, a predicted model, not a curated record